AUGCCGAUUCCAACGAACCCUUACCAGCCAUACGCCAAACUUCACGAGAAUCCAGCUGGGCCUGGAGACAAGCGACCAACGACUACGCAGGUCCUGCAAGAUGAGGGUUUGCUCGAUGGAGGUCUCAAGGACAAGGUCUAUCUCGUCACAGGUUGUUCCGCUGGGCUAGGCGCAGAGACAGCACGCGCCUUACACAACGCCGGCGGAGACGUGUACAUGACCGUCCGUGAAGCCAAGAAGGCCGAAGGGGAGAAGAUCAUCAAGGACAUCAAGUCGACCUCUAAGGGAUCCGGCAAACUCGAACUUGUCUUCAUGGAUCUCACUGUUUUCGACAGCGUCCGCGCCGGAGCAGCAGACUUCCUCAAACGAAGCCCGACUCUCAACGUCCUUGUCGAAAAUGCAGGUGUCAUGGCACCGGCAUACAGCAAAACAUCCGCAGGCUACGAGCUCCAAUUGGGAACCAACCACUUCGGCCACUUCCUCCUCUUCCAACUGCUGAAAGACCGCCUCCUGGCCUCCGCUACGCCCUCAAACCCCAGCCGCGUUGUCAUCGUAACCAGCGCAGGGCACCAAUUUUCCCCCAUCCGCUUCUCCGACAUGAACUUCGACAAAGCCGGCGACUACGACGGCUACACCGCCUACGGGCAAUCCAAAACCGCCAACAUCUACAUGGCCUCGUCCAUCGAACGCCACUACGCCGCCCGAAACCUCCACGCCACCUCCGUCCACCCAGGCGCCAUCUGGGACACGGACAUCAAACGUCAUCAGAGCGUUGAGCUCGUCGAUUCGACGUUUGAUAUGUCUUUGCUGGAACCCCUGAUGAAGAGUGUUGAGCAGGGUGCUUCGACGCAGGUCUGGGCGGCGACGGCGGAGCAUUUCAGGGAUAAGGGGGGUUUGUAUUUGAGUGAGACGGGCGUAGCGGGACCGCAUCCUGAGGGGGCGCAUAUGGCUAUUGGGGGAUAUGUGGGGCAUACGUAUGAUGAGGAGGCGGAGGAGAGGUUGUGGAGGUUGAGUUGUGAGGUAUUUGGGGUGGGGGAGGAUUGA
Zasmidium cellare ATCC 36951 is the source of this 1044-nucleotide messenger RNA. RefSeq lists its product as uncharacterized. Lineage: Eukaryota; Fungi; Ascomycota; Dothideomycetes; Mycosphaerellales; Mycosphaerellaceae. The transcript is spliced from 2 exons. The coding region runs from base 1 to 1044 and encodes 347 amino acids. The record is from RefSeq and is a predicted model, not a curated record.